AUGGGAAGAUCUUCCCAUCGAUGGGUAAGCGGCUCCUCAGCCAAACCAGUUUCCAGAACCAUGCCAAACAGCGAUGGGGAGUUCCACCCAUCGCUGUUAGAGCCUUGGUGCAAAAUUACCACAAGGCAGAACGACCUUGCCCAGCGAUGGGAAGUCUAUCCCAUCGAUGGGAACCCAGCGAUGGGGUACCACGACCUCGACAAUCAGCUUCAAGCAUCGGGUCUGUGGUCGUUCGUCUCCAGGAGUCGCUCGAGCUUCAAUCCCGCCUUUGUGCGAGCCUUCUACUCCAAUCUCCGCCGGGACGGGGACACCAUUCGCAGUAGCAUCAAUCUCUACGACAUAGAGAUUGAUCUGGCUACCUUCGCUCGGGUCGCAGGGCUGCCCACCCGCGGUGACGACAUAACAACAUAUGGCGGCGAUGAUUGGAUCCUCAACAACGAGGCUGUGGUCAUCCGAGAGCUUGGGAUCACCAACCUCAUCCGUCACAGCGGCGCACCAACAAUCCACUCAGCCCCG
This is a messenger RNA of Cuscuta campestris, 516 nucleotides long. Lineage: Eukaryota; Viridiplantae; Streptophyta; Magnoliopsida; Solanales; Convolvulaceae. The record is from the annotation of a GenBank genome assembly.